Molecule: messenger RNA, 1219 nt
Organism: Dimorphilus gyrociliatus
Lineage: Eukaryota; Metazoa; Annelida; Polychaeta; Dinophilidae
Source: the annotation of a GenBank genome assembly
AAUGGAUGAGGAAGAUAUUCCAUUCGACCAAAUUGAUUGGUUUACUCGUUUGAUAACCGAAAGAACGCGGUUGAAACUCUGUCGAUAUAGCUUAAUAGUGGCUCACUUGCUACUUCAAUUGUCUAUUUUACAGACGAUGCUCUCUAGCUAUGUACUUCUAUCUAGCUCAAAAUUUGAUAGGUUAUUAACCCCAUUAGAUUAUUAUACUCCUCUAUUGGUCGUUAUAAGUGGUUUAUGGUCUGUUGUUGUUAAUUUAAUGAAUUUUUCUCAAUCGUUAGCAUGUACUAAUCCUGAAAGUAGACCAAAACUAGUUAGAAUUAUGAAACAUCAUAACGUAGUAUCCCUAUUAGCUUGCAGUUUUCAUGGAUUAUUAUUUGCUCUGGUUACAAGUCAAAUAGGUAUAAAUGUCAGAGUUGAUAAUUUUGGUAGAAAACUCGACGAUGCUCUUCAAAGUUAUAAAAGUGAUCGAAGGACAAAAGAGCAAUUCGAUGAAUUGCAACAAUUAUACAAAUGUUGCGGUUCGAGAACUUAUAAAGAUUGGUUUAUUAAACAAUGGAUAAAUCCAAAAUAUUACAAUAGGGAUAAAGGGGAUAAUAGAGAAUUUAUUAAAGGAGGUCAAUACCUUCCACCUUACGUUCCGUUUAGUUGCUGUGAUCCUAAAGUAAUGAGACCUUGUAUAAGGGAAAAUGUAGAAUCUAAUCAUACUAAUUAUAAACAUACUACGCAUUUAACUAUUUACGACGCCGGAUGUUCGCAAAUAUUUAAGAAUUCCUAUUUGGCUCAAUUAUCUAUUGUAGGUAUCCUACUAUUCUUUAAUCUUGUUGGAGAGUUUAUCUUAGCGAUAGCAUCUCGCUAUUUAAGUUUAUCAAUUGUACAAAAAUCAGACGCUUCAGAUACUAGUUCAGUUGUCUGUAAUUUCUUUUUUGUCAUUGAAUCAACGUCUGCGAUGAGAAGGCGUCAAAUAAACGCAAAAGAAAUGUAUAAAAAGAAACUUCAUUUAGAGUCUUCGCAAGUAAAAAAAGCCCAAGGUCAACUUUUCACCCAAAUAUUUACGGAUCUUAAAAAGUCUAACAAGGAUACUCCCAAAAGAAAUAAGCGGAAUAUAAGUAAAAGGAAAAAAUUGUUAAAAGGAGAUUUUCCUUUACGCGUCUCCUCCCUUUUUAAAGAGAGAUCAAGGCCAAAUAUUGAAGAAUUGUAUACUUUGCUACAAGACAAAUAA